This is a messenger RNA of Arabidopsis arenosa, 753 nucleotides long. NCBI's taxonomy places the organism in Eukaryota, Viridiplantae, Streptophyta, Magnoliopsida, Brassicales, Brassicaceae. The record is from the annotation of a GenBank genome assembly.
UAAGAUCAGAGACUAGUCAGUCUCUAUCUAUCUCUCUUCCGCUUGUCCGAGUUCGUGUAUGCUAAGAAGAGAGAAACUGAAAACUCAAAAUUUGGAAUCAGCAAAUAUAAAGUUAAAAGGAAAAUAAAAAAAAUGGUACAUUCGAGGAAGUUCCGAGGUGUCCGCCAGCGACAAUGGGGUUCUUGGGUCUCUGAGAUUCGUCAUCCUCUAUUGAAGAGAAGAGUGUGGCUUGGAACAUUCGAAACGGCAGAAGCGGCUGCAAGAGCUUACGACCAAGCGGCUCUUCUAAUGAACGGUCAAAACGCUAAGACCAAUUUCCCUGUCGUGAAAUCAGAGGAAGGCUCCGAUCACGUUAAAGACGUUAACUCUCCGUUAAUGUCACCAAAGUCGUUAUCUGAGCUCUUGAACGCUAAGUUAAGGAAGAGCUGCAAAGACCUAACGCCGUCGCUGACGUGUCUCCGUCUUGAUACCGAUAGUUCCCACAUUGGAGUUUGGCAGAAACGGGCCGGGUCGAAAACAAGUCCGACUUGGGUCAUGCGUCUUGAACUCGGGAACGUAGUCAACGAAAGUGCGGUUGACUUGGGGUUGACUACGAUGAAGAAACAAAACGUCGAGAAAGAAGAAGAAGAAGAAGCUAUUAGUGAUGAGGAUCAAUUAGCUAUGGAGAUGAUCGAGGAAUUGCUGAACUGGAGUUGACUUUGAGUUUGACUUGUUGGAAGUAUCUAAGAAAAGGAGUAAAUGGUUUUCAUUAUU